AUGGGCGGCUCCAACGCUCCUUUUCUCUACGACCGCCCUCAAAGCUGGACCUUCGGGGCUCCUACGCAGCAGGGAUUCAACCCAAGAGCUGCUACUCAAGCGUCAUGGGCGCAGAAGCCUCAGAGACCUAAGUCCAAUGGUCCGUUAGUCGACUUCAACCAGCACCCGGACUCCUACCUACACGUACCAUAUGGGAACCUCACAGCACAGCCGAUGCCGCCCAACACCAAGUCGAAGGUUGUAAGAGUGAGAACAUGCCUGCUGAUACUGCGAUGGGCGGCUCUAUUGGCAGCGCUGGGCAUGCUGUUCUGCGUCAUCGCCAUCAAUAAGACCAGUACAGCAGUGGCAUGGAUCAUAAGAGUAGCACCAGCCCUGGCUGUGGCUCACUGUUUCUACGCAGUCUACCAUCUCAGUCGAUCGGUCACCGCACGCACGCCAGGAUCGACAGCAAGCUACAUGAUCUUCUCGGGCUUGAUCGACUUGGGUCUGCUACCGUUCUGUGGCUUCUCGGCAUACAUGUCUUAUCUCGACUAUGCCCAAAAUGCAUAUGAGUGGGGAACACUUUUCAAUGACAACGACAUCAGCUACAAGAUCAUCUUCGCCUUCUUCAUUCUCAGCUCGACGCUAGGCGGAAUCCUCGCAAUAUCGUUGGCUUUGACCAUAUGGUUGGCACAGAUAUUCCGCAAGAUCACAAAGCUACCGCCUGAUAUGAACCCUCUCGAGGAGAAUCUUACCAGCCGAUUCGGUCACAAGCGUAACAAGUCGUCCAUGAACAUCACAGAGAAGCACAUGAGUGCAUCGACGCUUGCUGCAAAGAGACAGUCAGACAUGAGUGGGCGCAGAGUGCCAUUCAUCCAUACCCGUACCGACUCCGCCGAUAGCGUCACGCUCUAUGGAAACGAAAGCGCGCGCAAUUCUCGGGCAGAGAUGCGCAAAGGCUUCGAAGAGGUCACGAAAGAUCCAUAUCGCGUCUCUGUCAACUCACUUCCAGGCUCCCCUCUACGACCCAAUGCAACACAGAGCCCAGCCCCCAACUCUCGGCCAGUAGGAGCAGGACUCGAUUACCGUCCGGGUCGUGCUGCUGCUGUACAAUCUUCACCUCAGCACUCACCUGAACGUGCACCAGAAAAAGCAUCAUCCUGGCUGUCGUACAUGGACUACGAAGGUCAGCCUACCGAGUUGAGCGAGGCUGCCGAGCAGCAGCUGAAUCAUGAGGUUCGGCCCAUCUCUCCGGUGUCAGCCAUCUCCUCAAAUGGACAUGGUCCCAUCACACAUACCUGGAGCAAUCGUCCUUCCGUCGACCUUGAUCACUCGACAACGGUCGUGAGGAGAGACGUUAUCGCUGACAGUGCUCACGACGCUACUAUGAUGGCGCCUCCUCAGCCGUCACCGAACAAACGCAGCAGAGAACCCUGCCAUGAACCACCCACACCUAUCAGAACAGGCUUUGACAUGAACGACGAGAACUACUACGGCAGCAAGAUUGACACACCUUACUACAAUCGCGACCCGCAAUCCAGUCCAGCCAGGCCAGCUCUCACAUCCACCGAUGGCAACAGCCGAGCUUCGUCGUUUAUCGGCAGUGGCACCAAAGGCAGAUUCUAUGGCGAUUUGCGGGCAAGCAUUGGCAGCAUUGGCGUCGAGAAAGGCCAGACAGCGCCACCAGCGCCACAGUCAGCUGAUGUCUUCAACGACCACGACCACGAGCACGAUCACGACAGACUCGGCGUAGACAGAUCGCACACCACCAAGUCAGCCCAGUCUGCCAGCGACUACAGUGCCAACUUCGAGGUAUAUGGCAGCGACGAUGACGAAGAAGAAGUCCCCACACUUCCACCGCAGUACAUGUACCAGCAGCAGAGUCCCUAUGGCUCUCGAGCGUCGCUGCAUCGGCCGAGUAACACCGACCACUACUCGCCCACCCCUCCACCAAUUCAGCAAUCACCGGCACGCAAGCCUGUGCCAGUCAAGAAGUACGACAGCCCAAGACAGACUUCCAACUCGACCGCUCUCGACCUCCACAGCGGCUAUGCUGGUCUCGAUCCCGAAUUCGGUAGGGGCAUGGCUCGACGCCGUGAUGUUAGUGGAAAGGUCGCUGAGGAAGGCAGAGGAGGAGUGUACUCGUGGGACGGAAAGGCUGCGGAGCAGAUCAACAUCAAUGUGGAGGAGCUGACACCAAAGAAGGCCGCGGCUUACAAGAGUGCUGGUUGGGCUCGGUUUAAGGGGCUGUGA
Cyphellophora attinorum is the source of this 2232-nucleotide messenger RNA. RefSeq lists its product as uncharacterized. Bases 1 to 2232 code for a protein of 743 amino acids. Lineage: Eukaryota; Fungi; Ascomycota; Eurotiomycetes; Chaetothyriales; Cyphellophoraceae. The transcript has a single exon. The record is from RefSeq and is a predicted model, not a curated record.